Molecule: messenger RNA, 3345 nt
Organism: Drosophila miranda
Lineage: Eukaryota; Metazoa; Arthropoda; Insecta; Diptera; Drosophilidae
Exons: 4
Coding region: 19-3267 (1082 amino acids)
Molecular function (GO): UDP-glycosyltransferase activity
Source: RefSeq, a predicted model, not a curated record
AGCAAGAGUAUUCUUAUAAUGGAAAAAUUUCUUCCGGCUUGUUUGCUAGUGGUUCUCAUGCUGGCAAUACAGCCUGCUAUCAUCGAAGGGGCCAAUAUCCUGGGCGUAUUCAACAGUCACAGUCCCUCUCAUGUGAUCGUAAACAUGGCUGUGGCUAAGACUCUGGCAGAUCGGGGUCACAACAUCACAGUGCUGACCCAGAUGAAGCCCAAGUUUCAGCCUCAUGAGAACAUAACGGUGAUUGUGGCGCUACCUACGCCCGAACGGGAGAGGAUUACUAAGGAAUACAUGGCUCGAAUGUCCAGCCAGCAGAAAUCCUCUUGGAGCUUUCUGGCCAAGCUAUUUGUGCGGUCCAGUCCAAUACUCGAUGGACAAUACGAGUGGACUCAGCAUCCCAAAGUAAAGGCCAUCUACGAGAAUCCCCAGACCAAGUAUGAUCUGGUAAUUUUGGGUCUGAUGCUCAACGAUUUCCAACUGGGCUUUGCAGCUAAACUCCGCUGUCCGGUGAUUUUAUCCUGGGUGGGAAUACCUAUGCCCUUUAUGGAUUCGCAGGUGGGAAAUAUCGAUGAUCCGGCCUAUGUUCCCAGUCUGAACGUAGCCCUCGAACCGGGGCAACUUACCAUGGGAUUUGGCAUGCGUUUCAUCAACUUCUUUAAGUAUUCUUUCCUGAAAAUUGUAGAUGUUUUUAUGAGGCAGAAGAUGAAUGACUAUUACAAUGGAGCUUUUGGCAAUGAUUCAGAUCCGGAGUUUCCUUCGUACUACGAGAUGAAGCGUCGCAUAUCCCUGCUGUUCUACAACUAUCAUGGCCCCAGCGAGGGACCCAUCCGUCCCACAGUCCCGCAAUCCAUCGAAAUUGGUGGCAUACAGGUGAAGGAGAAGCCUGAUCCUCUAGCUAAGGAUCUGGCUGAGUUUCUCGACAAUUCCACUGAGGGAGCCAUACUCUUUAGUCUCGGGACCAAUGCCAGAUUCACUGAUAUUCGUCCUCAAAUCGUAGAGGUUUUGUACAAUGUGCUUUCCAAGCUUCCUCAGCGGGUGGUCUGGAAGUGGGAGGACAUGGAGAAUACACCAGGAAAUGCAUCAAAUAUAUACUUUAGUAAAUGGCUUCCCCAGGACGACAUCCUGGCGCAUCCAAAGACUCGACUCUUCAUCACCCAUGCGGGUAAGGGUGGGAUAGCCGAGGCCCAGUUCCAUGGAGUUCCUAUGCUUGCAUUCCCGAUAUUCGGCGAUCAGCCGGGAAAUGCAGAACUUAUGGCAAAAUCAGGAUUUGGACUCCAUCUGGAUAUCCUCACUCUCACAGAGGAUGUUCUGGAGGAGACCAUUCGUGAGCUCUUGCAGAAUCCCUCUUACGCGGCGAGUGUGGGCAGAUUCUCGGCUCUAUAUCGCGAUCGUCCGCUGACCGCCCGCCAGUCGGUUGUCUACUGGACAGAGUAUGUACUCCGCCACCAGGGCGCAUAUCACCUGCAGACUCCCCGGCUCCACAUGGAUAUCGUCGCCCGCCACAAUCUGGAUGUGUACGGAACACUCGUGCUGUUUGGAUCGGUUACGCUGUUAAUACUACGCCUGGCAUUCCGAUAUGUAUUUCACAACGUUUUAGGAGCUGUGCGUGGUCUAAAGCCUAAAGAUAAGUUACGAGUCAUGACUGAGCAACGAAGCACCCUCUUGGGCUGCAGCUUGGGCGGCCUGCUGCUCGCCUUCCUGGCCCUGCAAUCCCUGCCCCAGAGCACCGAGGGAUCCAACAUUCUGGGAGUGUUCACCAGUCACAGCACAUCGCAUUUCAUUGUGCACAUGUCCAUUAUGAAAACGCUUGCCGAGAAGGGUCACAAUGUGACAGUGGUGUCGUCGGUGCCGCCGAAGGUGACCCACAAAAGCAUCAAGCACAUUGUCAUCCCACUUAGUGAAGAGGAAGAGAAGUUGAUCCACGGAGGCAUGGUGGAUAUGGUCAGGCAGAAGCCCUCCACUUGGACCACCAUGAAAUCGAUUUUCACUUCGCUUGCCGGGCUCAUAAACAAACAGGUGGAUACCCUGGAAGACAAGCGUUUCACGGAUCUCUACAAUAACAAAGACAACAAAUUCGAUAUAGUCUUUGUGGGCUUCUUUUUCAAUACGUAUCAGGUGGGACUGAGUGCCAAAUUCAAUUGCCCCUUGAUUGUUUCGUGGAUGGCUCAGCCCAUGCUUAUGGUCAACGAAAUUAUUGGAAAUCCGGAGCUGUCAAGUGUCCCUCAAAUGUCAAUAUCCGUGCCCGCAGGGAAGGCCAUGAACUUCCAGCAGCGUCUGACGAAUUUCCUCAGCAGUACCGGCUAUCGAUUCCUCGGCAAAUUCCUUCACUUCAAAUACCAGGGCUUCUAUAAACGUCUUUGGGGUGAUGACAAGAGCAUGCCCAGCCUCGAGCAGGCAAUGAAGAACGUCUCCCUGGUCUUCUGCAACAGUCAUGGCAUCAGCGAGGGUCCCAUCCGCCCGAAUGUGCCCGCCGUCAUUGAAAUCGGUGGCAUCCAAGUGAAGAGCAAGCCAGAUCCCCUGCCAGAAGAUAUCAAGCAGUUCAUGGAUAAUUCCAAAAAUGGUGUCAUCCUGUUUAGUCUUGGCUCGAAUCUCAAGGGCGAUCACUUCAAGCCUGAGGUGGUGACGACCAUCUUCAAAACUCUGUCCAGUCUGAAGCAGCAGGUGAUCUGGAAGUGGGAGGAUCUCCAGACUACUCCUGGAAAGUCUGCCAACAUAUUGUACAAGAAGUGGCUGCCCCAGGAUGAUAUCUUGGCCCAUCCCAAACUCAAGCUUUUCAUCACGCAUGCGGGCAAGGGUGGCGUGGCCGAGGCCCAGUACCAUGGAGUCCCAAUGUUGACCCUGCCCGUCUUCGCCGAUCAGCCAGGGAAUGCAGACAAAGUAGUGGAGAACGGCUAUGGCCUGCGCUUGGAGCUCAACUCCUUGGAGGCGAAGGAGUUCAAGGAGACUAUCAAAGAGAUUAUCAGCAAUCCAAAGUAUGCCCAAAAACUGGAGACCUUCUCCAAAUUGUAUCGCGAUCGUCCCCAGACGGCCCAGGAAUUGGUUGUCUACUGGACGGAGUAUGUGAUCCGUCACCAUGGCGCUCCUCACAUGCAGAGUCCUCUGGUCCACAUGAGCAUUGUCGCCAGCAACAAUCUGGAUAUUUACGCUAUCGUAAUUUUGGCAUUAUAUCUGAUCUUCCUCGUCAAUAAGAUUGUGUGGAAGUUUUUGUGGAAAAAAUGUACUGGAAAAUCGAAGAAAACAGCACAGAACAAGAAGGUUAAAAAGCAAUAAGUUUAUACUGAUAGAAUACUAAGAAUUUGAUAUUUUAAAAUAUAAAGCGAAAAAACGACAAAUAAAAUGUAAAAACGA